UUGGUUAUCUUCUUGAUCAAAGGAAUAAAAUCUUUGCCUCAGGUCAGGCCUCUCUUCCACUCCCUCCCAUGGCUCAGAGAAAUGGGCUUCACAUCGUUAUGUUCCCAUGGUUAGCUUUUGGUCAUAUGAUACCAUUUCUAGACCUCUCCAAGGGCUUAGCUAAGAGAGGUCAUCAAAUUUCCUUCAUUUCCACACCUAGAAACAUUGAUAGGCUUCCGAAACUCCCUCCCAAUCUAUCCCCUCUAAUUAAUUUUGUGAAGCUCACCUUACCUCAGGUCACCAACUUGCCGGAGGGAGCUGAAGCCACUUCUGAUGUCCCAUUCAACAAAACCCAGUACCUUAAGAAGGCCUUCGAUGGUCUAGAGGGAUCUUUUGGUUGCUUCCUUGAGAACUCAUCAGCUCCUCCAGAUUUAAUUAUCCAUGACUUCUCCCAUCACUGGCUGCAACCCCUUGCAGCUAAACAUGGUAUUCCAUGUGCCUUCUUCAGUAUAUUCAACGCUUCAGUUCUUGCCUUCUUUGGUUCCCCAUGGUUGCGUAUGGCCGGAGAAGAUACCCGAAUAGAUCCGGAACACUUUACUGUUCCUCCCAACUGGAUUUCUUCCCCUUCCAAUCUUGCAUAUCGCCUCUAUGAAAUCCUUAAAAUCUCUGAAUCCUUCUCAAGUGAAAACGAUUCUGGUGUGUCCGACAUGCAACGAUACAACUCCGUAGUCCAUGGAUCCAACUUUGUAAUUCUGAGAAGCUGUGAAGAAUUUGAGGGUGAUUCUCUACGUCUCCUGCAGGAGAAACUCUACCGGAUACCAGUUAUUCCAAUAGGUCUACUUCCACCCUCAGAGGAAGAAGAUACUUCGGAAAGCAAAAUUGAUCUGGAAUGGGCCGAAAUAAAAAAAUGGCUAGACAAGCAAAGAGAAGGAUCUGUGGUUUACAUAGCAUUUGGUAGUGAAGCACAAGUGAGCAGAGAAGAAUUGCAUGAGGUAGCUCUUGGGUUAGAGCUAUCAGGGUUGCCCUUCUUUUGGACACUAAGAAGACCAACUGCAGCUGCAGGGUCCUCUGAGGAGGUGGAGACCUUAACCAUGUUACCAUCAGGUUUUGAGAGCAGAAAUCAAGGUGGUCAAGGUUUCAUCUGUUUAGGAUGGGCUCCUCAGAGAAGGAUAUUGGGACACCCUUCAGUGGGGGUUUUCUUGAGUCACUGUGGAUGGAGUUCGGUAAUUGAAGCUCUUGCAAUAGGUUGUCCUCUUGUGUUAUUACCUCUUUCAAUCGAUCAACCUUUGGUAGCAAGGUUAUUGGUGAGCAAGAAUAUUGGGGUAGAGAUUCCAAGAGAUGAACGAGAUGGGUCUUUUACAAGAGAUUCAGUGGCCAAGUCACUGAGGUUAGUAAUAGUGGACGACACAGAGGGGAAGCUGCACAAGACCAAAGCUAGGAAGAUGAGAGAGGUGUUUGGAGAUAAGGCUGGGCAUGACCGAUACAUGGAUGAUUUCGAUCAGUACCUAAGAAUUAAUCAUGGGUGCUGA
Messenger RNA from Telopea speciosissima, 1508 nucleotides. RefSeq names its product putative UDP-rhamnose:rhamnosyltransferase 1. Lineage: Eukaryota; Viridiplantae; Streptophyta; Magnoliopsida; Proteales; Proteaceae. The coding region runs from base 69 to 1508 and encodes 479 amino acids. The transcript has a single exon. Gene Ontology annotation, molecular function: UDP-glycosyltransferase activity. The record is from RefSeq and is a predicted model, not a curated record.